Protopolystoma xenopodis is the source of this 486-nucleotide messenger RNA. NCBI's taxonomy places the organism in Eukaryota, Metazoa, Platyhelminthes, Monogenea, Polystomatidea, Polystomatidae. The record is from the annotation of a GenBank genome assembly.
AUGGCGAGACUCUCUGACGAUGCCGACUACGAGGCCGGCGAAAUGUGUGGGAAUGUACCACGUCCACGUUCCGACUUUGUAAAUGAUGUUACAUAUAAUGGACUUCGGACUAGAGGCCGCGGCUCCCCUGAGCGCCUCGGCGCACAGUUUAGGAAUCAUUGGGUCAAAGGAUCGGCUUCACGUGUCUCUGACGAUUUGUACUGUGGUGCUAAGGAUGGCAAGGCUCAUGGACAAGCCGGUGAAACGUCUGGGAAUCACUCAUUUUUCAUAUUUCAGUUGGGUACGAUCUCCUCGCUGCAUGAACUUCGUACAUGCUUGCGUCACCUCGUCAAGACUGCUUCACUAAUCCGCUCUCAUCGCAUAGCACGAGGUGGUUUGGAGCUGGAAAGCAUUGAGAUGAAUAUUCAAUUUUCGGAUCCAGAGUCGAAACUUGGCCUUAUAGACCUAAUCCCAAAAGAGGUAGGUAUUGGCCCUCUUCGCUGCUAA